Molecule: messenger RNA, 2371 nt
Organism: Polistes canadensis
Lineage: Eukaryota; Metazoa; Arthropoda; Insecta; Hymenoptera; Vespidae
Product: gamma-soluble NSF attachment protein-like
Exons: 8
Coding region: 203-1303 (366 amino acids)
Biological process (GO): intracellular protein transport
Cellular component (GO): SNARE complex; vacuolar membrane
Molecular function (GO): soluble NSF attachment protein activity; syntaxin binding
Source: RefSeq, a predicted model, not a curated record
AAAAACGAUUUUAUACUUGCACUUGUGUUCUAACUAAUGAAUAUCAAUUUUAUGGAAUGAAAAAAUUCUUUCGUCUGUACAAUAGCUUGUCAAAAAAUAGCUGUCACAAGUAAUAUUAGAAUCGAACAUCACUCAAUUCCUUAAGGAAAGGAUUUAUCGAAGAGAAAAAGGGUGAUUAUCAACUGACAUCAUUUGGAGAAAAAUGUCAAAGAUUGAAAAAGGCAACGCUCACAUACGGCAAGCUGAGAAAAGCUUAAAAACUUCUUUAUUGAAAUGGAAGCCUGAUUUCCAGUACGCUGCUGAUCAGUAUGCACAAGCAGCUACUUGUUUUCAAAUUGCCAAAUCAUUUCAACAAUGUAGAGAUUGCUUAAUGAAAGCUUCUUCUUGUUAUAAACAAAAUAAAUCAUGGUAUCAUGCGGCAAAGAGUAUAGAACAAACUUUACCAAUUUGCAAAGAAAUGGGCAAUCUUUCGGAUAUACCAAACCUUGCACACAGUUCUUGUUCUUUAUAUCAACAACAUGGUUCACCUGAAUCAGGUGCUUUAGUACUUGAUAAAGCAGGAAAAAUGAUAGAGUCAACACAACCAGAACAAGCUUUAGAAUUAUUUAAGCGUGCAGCAGAUAUUGUGAUGGGUGAAGAUAGUCCAAGACAAGCAGCGGAAUAUAUGAGCAAGGUAGCAAGACUCCUGGUGAAACUUCAAAUGUACGAUCAAGCUGCAGAUGCCAUUCGCAGAGAAAUAGGAAUGCAUCAACAAAUAGAUCAUAUACAAUCAGUGGGUCGUUUGGCAGUAGCCUUAGUAUUAGUUCAAUUAGCACGUGGUGAUCAAGUUGCUGCAGAAAAGGCAUUUAAAGAAUGGGGCAAUUAUUGCGAUGCACCUGAGGUUCAAACUUUGGAAAUGCUCUUACAAGCCUAUGAUAAUGAAGACGCAGAUGCAGCUAGAUCUGCUCUAAACAGUCCUUUUAUUAAACACAUGGAUGUCGAAUAUGCUAAACUUGCUAGAGGUUUGCCUCUACCGCAGCAAAUAUAUGCUAUACCACCUGUAGGUAUAAGGGCAAAUGCAGCAGAGUCAUAUGUUUCACCUAAUGCUAACAAAUUAAUUGGACAAGCUACAGUUGAAGCCGAAGUCAAUUCUAAAGAUGAUGGCGCUGCUGCUGGUGCUGCAGUUACUGUUGCUGCCGCCGCUAUAUCUAACGAUACAAUGGAACAAAUACCAGAUAAAGUAGAAGAUGAAAAAUCUAAUGUAACUUCGCAAAAUUUGGAAACAAAUGAAGAUGCGGAUGAAUAUGAAGGUGGAUUGUGUUGAUUGCCUUCUUUAUAAAAUACUAAAAUCUUAUUUAAGAUUCUCCAUACACAUAGAACCUAAUUUCAACUAUAAUUUCGUACAUUAUUCCAUUUAAAUAAUAUAUAAUGUUAAAGAUGAAUCGAAUAUAUGCAAGACGACGCUUGUAAUAUAAGAGUACAAUUCUUAAAUGCAUUGAAAAUUAAGAUAUACUCUGCAGGCCAUGUAGAAGAUGGAACAGCAGUAUAAAUAUUUAUCAUAUACAUAUAUAUAUGUGUGCGUAUGUGUGUAUGUGCGUGUGCAUGUUAUUUCUGCAGAAAGAUUUAAACAGAAGUAAUACGAAUUUAUGUUAAUACAUGAGAUAUAUAUAUAUAUCCUACAUACAACACACAUGCUUUAAGCAAAAACAAAUAUAUUAUUAGGUCUACCGGAAAGUUUUGUCCGAUUUUUGCUCCUCAAGUUUCAAUCGAUAUAAACAUGUUUAUUUGAGUCAUAUAUGACUAUUUUUCGUUAUCAUUGCAUUUAUACACAUGUACUCUCCUAAGUAAACUGAAAAAAAAACCUUCUCAUGUCAUUGGGCAGUGAGAGGCGAUCGUUAAAACAUGACGACGAAAAAGUUCAUUUACGCCACUGUACUUUGUACGAGCUCCAGCAAGGAAGAAAUGCUACAGAAGCGCGACGAAAUUUAAUAUAAAUUUUUGGUUUAUAUGCAGUUUCAGAUAGAACGUGCAAAAAUUGAUUUAAAAAAUUCGAAGCAGGUGAUUUUGACCUUAAUGAUAAGCCACGUUCAGGACGGCUGUCAUUGAUCGAUGACGACAUUAUCAAGGCUAUGAUAGAGCAAAAUCCAUUUUUGACAACGUCAGAUAUUGCAGAGAAGCUAAGUUCAACUCAACAAACCAUUUCCGACCAUAUUCGGAAGCUAGGAUUGGUCUAUAAAUAUUGCAAAUGGGUGCCUCACUAGUUAAGUGAAAAAAAUUUGAAUGACCGAGUUGUCAUAUGCACAUCUCUGCUUGCUCGGUACAAAAACGAAUCUUUCUUUGACCGGAUGAUAACUGCUGAUGAAAAAUGGAUUACAUACGACAACAUCGUGAG